AUGUCGAGCCUCAACAGCGACUCGUGGACCACCGGCCUCUGCGGCUGCUUCGACGACGCCGGCAGCUGCUGCCUGACCUUCUUCUGCCCGUGCGUGGCCUUCGGGAGGAUCGCCGAGAUCGCCGACCAGGGAGCCACAUCGUGCUGUGUGAGCGGGACGCUGUACCUGGCGCUGGCCACGCUGAUCGGGUUGAGCCCCCUCUACUCUUGCUGCUACCGCUCCAGACUGCGCGCCCAAUACGGCCUCAAGGAGAAGCCCUGCCCCGACUGCUGCGUCCACUGGUUCUGCGAGCCAUGCGCGCUCUGCCAGGAGUACCGCGAGCUCCAGCACCGCGGCUUCGACAUGUCCAUCGGGUGGCACGCCAACAUGGUGAGGAUGGGGAAGGGCGCUCCCACCGUCGCGCCUCACAUCAACCCGGGGAUGACUCGUUAA
This is a messenger RNA of Lolium rigidum, 432 nucleotides long. Its product is annotated as cell number regulator 2-like. The record is from RefSeq and is a predicted model, not a curated record. NCBI's taxonomy places the organism in Eukaryota, Viridiplantae, Streptophyta, Magnoliopsida, Poales, Poaceae. Bases 1 to 432 code for a protein of 143 amino acids. The transcript has 4 exons.